Eimeria tenella is the source of this 2496-nucleotide messenger RNA. RefSeq lists its product as uncharacterized. The record is from RefSeq and is a predicted model, not a curated record. NCBI's taxonomy places the organism in Eukaryota, Apicomplexa, Conoidasida, Eucoccidiorida, Eimeriidae. Gene Ontology annotation, cellular component: cortical microtubule. Bases 1 to 2496 code for a protein of 831 amino acids. The transcript has a single exon. Gene Ontology annotation, biological process: cortical microtubule organization.
AUGGCUUCUCAAGCAGCGCUUAACUCUGCUUGCACUGACUGCAGCAACAGUAGCAGCAGCAUCAACAGCAGCAGCAGCAACAACGGCAGCAGCAGCAGCAACAGCAGCAGCAGCAACAGCGGCAGCAACAGCGGCGUGAAGAGGUGUGGGGGCCAUUGGAACUUCAGGGCGGCAAUUAGAGGUCUUCGAUGGGUGUACAACCGGCUGAGCUCUCCCCUGCUGCUGCAGCUGUUGCUGCUGCUGCUGCUGCUGCUGCUGCUGGUGCAGGAGCAGCAGCUGCGGCUCCUUUACCUCCACGGGAGCAGCGCCAUCGACGCCCUCAACUCCUGCGGUGUACAUACACCUCACACUGCGACUCAGAAUCUGUGGGGUUAUUCUCAUCGCUGCGAAGCAGCUGCUGCAGUUCGGAGCGGCAGACAGCCUGCUGCUGCUGCUGCUGCUGCUGCUGCUUCCGGAGCUACAACGAAGAAGAACUGGUCACAGCUGCUGCUGCUGCUCCUGCCCGAUUUGGCUCUGGUGCCUGAAAACCCACUGCACCGGAAGCAGCAGCAGCAGCACGACCAGCAGCAGCCGCAGAAUGAUCAGCAGCAACAACAGCGGCAUCAGCCGCAGCAGCAGCCCCAAAAACUGCAGCAGCAACAGCAGCAGCGCCACUCAGCUACGCUUUUGCCAUAUGAGCAGCAGCAGGAGUGUUUGAGGCUUUGGUGGCUUUCCAUGCUUGCUGCUGCUGCUGCUGCUGCUGCUCUUCUGUCACAGUUGCUGCGCCUUGUCUCCAGCUCUCUGUGGCUGCUCCUUGGUCUUAUCUCCAGGCCUUUCCGUGUAACGCAGCAGCAGCAGCAGCAGCAACAGCAGCAGCAGAAGCAGCUGCAGCAGCAAAUAGAGGACAGCCCCACCGAGCGCUCCAUUUCCGAGAGCAGCAUCGCUCCCUAUUGCUCCCUCAGUGGGAAGCAGCAGCAGCAACAGCAGUCACAGCGGGCUCAGAUGAAGCGGCAGCAGCAGCAAGAGUCCAAGCAGCAGCAGCAGCAGCAGCAACAACAACAAGAGCAGCAGCAGCAACAGGAGCGUAGGGCUCUCCGUCGUCGGCACUUCCGCCGCGAGCUGCUGCUGCGGUCUUCUCCUAUAACUGUGUCUCCUGUGUCUCCUGAGUGCAGCAGCAGCAGCACUCAAAGUCCCUUUUCGGUGGAGCAGCAGCAGCAGCAGCGGCUGGGCAAGCAGCAGCAGACGGAAAGCCAUCCGCAGCACGAACCGCCCCAAGAAAAUCACCCGCAACAUCAGCUGCAGCAGCAGCAGCAGCAGCAGCAGCAGGGCUGCAACGACUGCCAACAAACUGGCAGCUGCUGCUGCCCCAAAUGCCUCGCCCGAAGGCAGGCAGCUGCUGCUGCUGCUCAGGGGACAGAAGCUGUGAUUGGGAAGCUCGUUAAGCGGAAGAGCAGCAGCAACCUGCUGCUGCCAGAGUGCAGCAGCAGCAGCAGCAACUGCAGCAACAGCAGCUUCCCGAGCGGUGGCACUGCUGACACCGCAGCGAGCUGUCCAUCCACUACCUUCGUCCCUUUUGCUGCAGGGCAGUGCUGCUCUUCUGCUGAGGCAGCAGCAGCAACAGCAGCAGCAGCAGCAGUAACACCACCAGCAGCUCCACCCUCAGGGGGCUUCAGAAGAAGGGCCCGUUAUUUUUAUAUUGGAGACUCAAAGGACUCUUCAGACGUCGAAUGGAGCAGCAGCAGCAGCAGCAGGAACAGCAGCAGCAGCAGCAACCGGCAACGGUACAGCGAGAGCAGCAGUGACAAUGACACCAGCAACAGCAGGAUCAGCAGCAACAGCAGCCGCAGCAGCACCAGCAGCAACGGCAGCAACAGCAGCAACAAUAGCCGCAGCAUUUCGCGCUGCAGGACUCCACAGGGUGGCAGCCAGCAGCCUGCAGCAAACACUUCUGCAGGCAGCAGCGCAGCAGCAUCCCAGCAGCAGCAGCAGCAGCGGCAACAGAUGCAGCAGCAGCAGCUGCACCAACAUGACACGAUGGAUUUGUUGCAGCGGCAGCUGCAGCAGCAACGGAAACAGCUUCUGCUGCGGCUGCAGAAGCAAGCUCGGAGGCUGGGAGAGCAGCGGCCCUUCGCGCCGCAGCAGCUGCAGCGAGGGCCGCAGCAGCAACAGCUGCAGCAGCAGCAGCAACAACAAGAGCAGUGGCAGCAGCAACAGCAGCAACAGCAGCAAUUGCUGCUGGAGCAGCAAGAGCAAAAACAAGAGCUAGAGAAGCGGCAGCAGCAGAAGCAGGCAGAGACCGAAGAACAGCAAACGCUGCAGCAGCAGCAAGAACAAAAACAACAGAAACAAGAGCAGCAGCAGCAGCCGCAGCAGCCGCAGCAGCCGCUGCAGCAGCCGCAGCCGCAGCAGCAAAUAGAGCAGCAAAUGUUGCAGGGUGAAGAAGCAGAGAGAAAGCGCGAGACAGAAAGGCUCAAGGCGCUGGUGCUGCAGCACAAAAAGAAGGAGCUCAGCUCCUAA